UUCAACAGUGAUUUUUUUGUUUAGCUUUUCUUCAUACAUUUUGGGUUAUGUUGUCCGAGGAGAUUACUGCUACUAAGAAAAUUAAAAUCUAUCUCAUGCAUUGUUAAGUUAUUGGUAGUUACCCGGUUUAAGAAGCAAAUUAGACGAUCAGUUAUUAUAAAUAAUGAACACUACAAGAUUCUGGUUUGAGCCUUUUGUUGAAUCUCAGUUGUUGACGCUAGAAACAUUCAAAGCAG
This is a messenger RNA of Copidosoma floridanum, 236 nucleotides long. RefSeq names its product BRISC and BRCA1-A complex member 2. Gene Ontology annotation, biological process: double-strand break repair. The record is from RefSeq and is a predicted model, not a curated record. NCBI's taxonomy places the organism in Eukaryota, Metazoa, Arthropoda, Insecta, Hymenoptera, Encyrtidae. Gene Ontology annotation, cellular component: BRCA1-A complex; BRISC complex.